AUGUAUAAUUACUCGACUAACAUGGCUUCAAACAAUCUGACUAAUAUGAAAAUGGGUCGUUCAAAUAGUCAUGAUUCUAUUGUGGAUAGUCUAAAUCCUACUUCGAAACUCUUACAUUCGAAACCAUCAAAUAAAGGCGCUGGUGAAAGUUUUGGAAUUAAAGACGAUUCAUCUGUAUCAUCAUCGAAUGAAAAUGUACCAAUGUCAAAUGUGGUGCAUUCCGCUUUUCUAAGCACUCAAGGAGCUAUGUCGAAUCAGUCAGGAAAAAUCUUUCGACAACCACAACCUGAGCCACCCACAAUACAACAUGCACACGAACUACAAUUGCCUAUCAAAUUAUUGAAAGGAGAAGAAGAAAUAAAGCUACGUGAAGAUGUUACGUACAGAAUAAACAACCGGACAACUUAUCGUGGUGAACUGGUUUUAACAAAAUAUCGACUAAUGUUUGUCACGAAAGCACCGGAUCAAGUUCAGGUAUUAGUCGAUGUACCACUGGGAAUGAUUAGUCAGAUAGAAAAAGUUGGGGGACAAGCACGAAGUAAUAUUGGUGACGUGCCUUAUGGAAUCGAAAUCAAUUGCAAAGACCUGCGAUGUUAUUUUUUUGAUAACGCAAAAGGGCAAAAUCAGCGACGAAAUUUACUUGAACAUUUAACACGUCUGGUAUUUCCAAUUUCGAUCAAUAAAACAGACGUAACAAAUCCUGUUCAGUUUUUCAGUUUAUUUUUUGCGUCAGAUUUCAAAAAGAAAAUGUGCCCAAAUGCUAUUGAUGAAGGAUGGACUCUGUACAAUAAAAUGAAAGACUAUACAAGAAUGCAAAACUGUGAUCCACAUUGGACAAUCAAUGCCGAUAUAAACAAAGGUUACGCAUUAUGUGACACGUAUCCUGAUAUACUAGUUCUUCCAUCCAAUUUUGAUGCAUCUCGACUGUCACGUGUAGCAGAAUUUCGUAGUCGAACACGAAUACCGGUGCUUAGUUGGUAUAGUCGAGAAACAUAUGCAACAAUAACUCGUUCUAGCCAACCGUUAACUGGUUUAGCGAAUAAAUCAUGUGAAGAUGAUAUUGACUUAUUGCGUAAAAUAGCAGACGCGAAUGUAAAUCAGGGACCAAAAUUAUUGAUAUUAGAUGCUCGUCCAAAGGUAAAUGCAAUGGCAAACAUGGCAAAUGGUGGUGGCUACGAAGAUUAUCCAAAUUGUGAAUUAGAAUUUCAUAAUAUACAAAAUAUACAUGUUAUGCGAGAAAGUUUAAGAAAAUUGCAAGCCAGUUUACGUACGGCUGCUCAUGAUGAUAAAACAUGGUUUAGUGAUUUAGAAAAUUCAAAUUGGUUAUUUCAUAUAAAGGCCAUAUUAACUGGUGCUAUUAGACUGGUAUCGUUAGUUCACAAUGAAAAACGUUCUGUUCUUGUUCACUGUAGCGACGGCUGGGAUCGAACUGCGCAACGUAUUGGCCAUGGUGACAAAAGUGAUUCCGAACGAUCCCCAGUGUUUCUACAGUUUUUAGAUUGUACAUUUCAAUUACUUCAACAAUUUCCAUCUGUAUUUGAAUUUAAUGAAAAACUUUUGAUUACUAUUGCUGAUAAUUUAUACUCGUGUCAAUAUGGGACAUUUUUGCUCAAUUCAGAAAAAUUGCGAACAGAAAUGAGAGUUUCUGAACAUACAAUGUCAUUAUGGACGCAUGUUUUACGUGAAAGAUCGUUAUAUUUGAAUCCAUUUUAUAAUGAUAAAAUUGAAAAAGUACUUUUACCUAAUAAUGGAAUUAGACAAAUCAAAUUAUGGAAGAAUUAUUAUUGUCGUUAUGUGCCAGGUUUUAAAUCAAAUUUGGAUGCUGUUUCACAACGUUAUUCAACAUUAUUUUCAUUACGUAAAAAACUUACUGAUGAAUUAAAUGCUCUUCGUCAAGAUGAUGAAAUACAAGCAGCACAUAACAGAACUUCUUCAUCAAUGUUAAUGUCAAGUGGAACAUCCUCAACAAAUGUAGUUACAUCUAGUAAUUCACUGUCCUCUACAACAAGACAAAUACCUUCUGAUAUAUCAUCAAAAUCAUCUUCUAUUUCGACAGCUACGUUCAUGAAUUGA
This is a messenger RNA of Didymodactylos carnosus, 2073 nucleotides long. The record is from the annotation of a GenBank genome assembly. Lineage: Eukaryota; Metazoa; Rotifera; Eurotatoria; Philodinida; Philodinidae.